ACCCGACGACAACCUGCUGCUUGCACCGACCUCGUAAGACUUCCUGUUAACGUGCUCGUAAACGAAUAUAGAGGACACAUCUACUUCUUGAUCCCGACUCAUAAUGCCGAGCGACUCAGUUAUUCACUCACUCGCAGGGGCAGCGGGCGGAAUUGUCGCAAUGUCCGCUACAUACCCACUAAUCUUCCUAUCAACCCGGGCUGCAGUAGAGACUAAGAAAGAGCAUAAAUCUAUAUACCAGGCCAUUGUCGACAUCAUCAAGCGAGAGGGUGUCCUCAGCCUCUACAGCGGGCUUAACUCAAGUUUGCUUGGCAUUGCAGUAACCAAUGGAGUGUAUUACUAUUUCUAUGAACGCUCUCGGGGAAUUGCUCUCGGCGUAAGGAAAGGGGGAAAAGGCUUGUCCACACUCGAGUCAAUAAUAGUUGGUCUCAUCGCAGGUUCUGCUACAACAAUCCUGAGCAACCCUAUUUGGGUCGUGCAAACCACCCAAGCUGUUAGGACGUUAGACCAGUCUGACGCGUCUCAACCUCGACCCAUCAUCAAGCGACUAGGUUUGAUUGAAACCAUGCAGCAUAUCCUCAGAAAAGAUGGUAUUGCCGCAUUCUGGCGAGGCAUCGGACCUGCCCUUGUGCUUGUCAUUAACCCUGUCAUCCAAUACACUAUCUUCGAACAGUUGAAGAACUUGUUCGUCAAGCAACGUUUGGCCAAGCUUCGUGCCGCAGGGCCUGCAGUGACAGCCGGCAUCUCUGUCCUAUCCGACUGGGACUACUUCUUCCUGGGCGCUCUAUCAAAACUGAUUGCGACUUCUUCAACGUACCCAUACAUUGUCGUCAAGAGCCGAUUGCAGGCAGGGCAUGCCAGUGCCUUACGAUAUAAGUCGGCGUUAGAUGGGCUUCUCACCAUCGUCCAAGAAGAGGGCAUUGAAGGCUUGUACAAGGGUGUCGGAAGCAAACUCACUCAAAGUGUCCUGACUGCAGCCAUUUUAUUCGCAUGUCAGCGAAGGCUCUACGAGAUAACUAAGAAGGCACUGUCCCCGUGAAGCUUCACCUACUUUCAAGAAUAGAUUUAACUAGAUUUCACUGCAACAUUCGAUGCAGGGAUUAUAUCUCCAGUUCGUGACAAACAUGUAGACCAUGCGUACAACGAUCUAACUAUAGUGAAUCAAAAAGCUUUACGCGGCGAGGGUUCGAUCUAUAGGUAGCCUUCAAAACUGCACGUGUGUUAACUAGUGUCACAUGCCUAAUUGAGAAUAAAAACCACCAUACU
Molecule: messenger RNA, 1266 nt
Organism: Somion occarium
Lineage: Eukaryota; Fungi; Basidiomycota; Agaricomycetes; Polyporales; Cerrenaceae
Source: the annotation of a GenBank genome assembly